UGGCCCUGCUCAGAGCUCUCUGCUAGAUGGGACCAAAGCCUCAUCGGGCUGCAGACUCAAACACUCCCACAUCAGCUACUGAGGCAGAACAGGAGGAGGGAAGGAGCAGACAGAGUGGAAGGGUCCUGCUAGUGUGCACGCUAGUUUAGAGACACAGUACAAGACAGCCAGAGUGUGUUUCUUUUUUCAUACUCCAGUCUUCCUCUAGAGCUGUUGAUGAAGCAGGCUGGCCCAGCUCCAUCCCAUCUCAGUCUGGGGUCCAGAGGUGGUCGGCGGGGUCCAGGGGUGUACCGCUUCUUUAUUUUGCAACUUUUGAACACUGGAACUGUACUGUAAGCAUUAUGACUCUUCUGGGCUCUGAACACUCCAUACUGAUACGAAGCAAGUUUAGAUCAGUCCUACAGUUAAGACUUCAGCAGAGGAGGACACGAGAGCAGCUGGCAGACCAAGGCAUCAUGCCUCACCCGGCCGUACACGGCUCCUCUCUGGAGACCCAGAUGAGGCUAAAGCGAGCCCGGCUCGCCGAGGACCUGAAUGAGAAGCUGGCUCUCAGGCCGGGGCCUCUGGAGCUGGUCCAAAAGAAUAUCAUUCCCCUAGACUCUACGGUCACAAUGAAAGUAAACCAUGGCAAGUUCCCCAAGCAAGAAGACUCCUAUGCUUUUGAGGAGGACAGCAGCAGUGAGAGUCUGUCUCCAGAGCAGCACCACAGUGAUGAGUCGCAGGGCUCGGCCUGUCCUUCGUCUGAGGCUGUCGGCAGCACGGCCUCCUCCUCCUCCUCACCUGCCCUCACCAGCCCACGUCAGGGUGGUGCAGCCAGAGACCCACCAGAUCAAAGCCAGGAUGAAGGGCUGUCUGGUGCCAACAGUCAGACGACUCCCCCAAUACCAGUUCCUGCUAUUGUCAAGUCCAAGACGUCAGACAAAAACCGACACAAGAAGCCCAAAGAUGUGAAGCCCAAAGUGAAGAAGCUGAAGUACCACCAGUACAUUCCUCCGGACCAGAAGGCAGAGAAGUCCCCUCCGCCCAUGGACUCGGCCUACGCUCGACUCCUCCAGCAGCAACAGCUCUUCCUGCAGCUGCAGAUCCUCAGCCAGCAGAAACACGCUCACACACAUUCACAGACACAGCAGUCGCAACAGCAGCACGCACACACUCCACAGACGCAGGCCCAAGUUCAGCAGAGGCAGCCUGCAUUCAGCUACCAGCCUCACCCACCGGCCCACAGUCAGAAAGCAGCGAGUGAGCACUUAUCAGCUUGUAGUUCCAGUGGUCCGUCGAGCACAGCCAACAGCAACUCAUCCUCUCCAGUGAAGAACACCUAUCCUAACCAAAGCAACAUCUCACCGGUCAAACCUGGGCCCUUGCCAGCUAAUCUGGAUGACUUAAAAGUUUCAGAGCUUAGGCAGCACCUACGUAUUCGUGGCAUGCCUGUCUCAGGCACGAAAACUGCCCUCAUCGAGCGACUCCGACCGUUCAAAGACUCCACUGCUGGAUCCUCACCAUCAGGAUCUUCCGACAUCACCACUGUGACCUUCCCUGUCACGCCCACAGGUUCCCUGUCCUCCUACCAGUCCCCGUCAUCCUCCAGUGCUCUGUCACAGGGAGGGUACUACCCUUACCCCAGUACCUCCUCCACCCCACCAAUCUCACCGGCCUCCUCGGAGCUUUCCCUCAGCGGCUCACUCCCUGACAGCUUCAGCGACGUGCCGAUGUCAUCACCAACACAAUUCGCCCUGCAGCCAUCCCCAACUCAGCUCAGCAUGGAGGACGGCCUGGGAGGGGGAGGGGGAGGGGGAGGAGGUGGCAACCUGGGUGGGGGAGGACAGAGACCAGGGGAGGGUGGGGGUAUGGAUGGUUUGGAAGCUGAAAAAGAUAAGAUGCUGGUGGAAAAGCAGAAGGUGAUUGAAGAACUGACAUGGAAGCUGCACCAGGAGCAGAGACAGGUUGAAGAGCUGAAGAUGCAGCUCCACAAGAGGAAACGCUGCUAUGGAGCUACACAGGACACGGCCCCUCCUUCAUCUCACUCCUCCAUGCACCACCAGCAGCAGACUCCGACAAUGAUGGGCCAGCAUUUCUUCGGUGUGACAAUCAAGCAAGAGCCCAUGUCCAUGUCCUCCAGCUGCCCUCUGUCCUCUCCCAAACAGCUUAAGAGCCCUCCUGGCAGCUGCAUGGAGGAUAUGGGACACUGCAACACUCCUAUGGCAAAUAUGGGGGGUCCCGGUGGUCCACAAUGUAUGGACACAGGCCCUUCCUCUAGCAGCCCCUCCGCUAUGUCUGCCUUCCUCAGCCCACAGUGCUCACCACAAGACUCUCCCAUUGGAAAACCUUCGGGCAGCCCCCAGCCUUCAUCUCCGAACAACCCCUACCUGCUGUCUCCUCCACUGGGAAGGGAUGGCUGCAGUCUCCCCCACACCCAGAGCAACAACAGGCCACGCAACAUGCAGAUGCAGCAGAAGAGCAGCGGCCAACCAAUUAACUGCUCUUAUCCUUCAGACCAAAGAAGCCUUCAGGGAGUCUUCCCCAGUUCAGCUGACUGUGGCAUAAACCACAGUAGUUCUACUAAGGCUGAGAGCCAGAAUAUGCAACCAAAGAUGUCAGUUUUACCAUCUCCUCGGCAUGUUGCCCAAAAGAGCCAAGUCUCUCCCCCUGCCUUCAGUAGCUCAGAUUCAGAUGCAUCUGACAUAAGACAGCCCCCAUGCUAUGAGGAUGCAGUCAAGCAGCAACUGACCCGAAGUCAGCAGAUGGAUGAACUUUUGGAUGUGCUCAUAGAGAGUGGAGAAAUGCCAGCUAACGCCAGAGAAGAGAGGGAGAGGUCCUCUGUAACCAAAGUUGUGCCUCACAUUACUGUGUCUCCAGGGUGUCCCGGCCUCCUCAUCCCGAGGUUCCACCGACACUAUGAACACCUGUCCUCCACCCAGCUCCCGUAUGACCACACAACCAAUCACAUCCCAGAGAGCCACCUGGAGACUCUGCUGGGCAGUCCCAUCGGCCGGGUAGGAGAGGUAGCUCUUCUUAAAAUGGCUACUGAGGACGGGGGACAGGAAGAUGAAGGGAGCAGAGACGGUGAAGGAUAUGUCAGCCCCCACACCCACCACCGCCACCUCAACCAUCCCCCACAGGACAAACUUCUGACCAACAGAGAUUUGAUGGACACCCCUCUGUCGCCCAUCAGCAACAAGGCAUCGGCCGUGCCCGAGGUGCAGGGGAUAGUCAGCAUGACCUUCAGCGAGACGCCGUGGGAGACAAUGGAGUGGCUGGACCUGACACCUCCCAGUUCCGCUACCGCCUUCAGUGUUGCUCCUCCCAGUGCGCCCAGCAUUUUUAACACAGAGUUCCUGGAUGUUACAGACAUUAACUUGAACUCUGCCAUGGACCUUCACCUGGAGCACUGGUGAAAGCAAAACUACCACCAAGUUAGCUAACAAUGUGCUAGCCUCCAGCCGUCAAACAGAAGACAACAGCUUGCAAGUAGCUGUAUGGACCACUUUUAUCAGCUAUGACAAAACCAAAGAACUAUUGAAUUCACUCUUAUCACUUUCAAUCCAAGUGACAGAAUUUGCUCCUUGCUAUAAUACAGUGGAACGUUAUAUUAUGGUUAUAUUAAACCAUUAGCCAACAUCCAGAGAUUGAAUGUUAAGUCUGAAGUUUAGAAGGAUAAAAUCUCCUCUUCAUCUCUGAAAUGACGAUCUCACUGUUGUCAAACCCAGAAACCAAAGACCAGGUGCUUUUUGGAAUGAUCUUUGUCCUUUUUGGACAAUGAUGUGCACAGUGCCAAGCUAGUAUGACAGUGGACACAUGAAGGAUUUCCUAUAUAAUGGAAAGACAUGAUUGCAGAGCUUUAUACCAACACCUUAUGCAGUAUCAGUGUUACACUACCUAGACUUGAAGACACAAUUUGACAAUCAGUGUAUAUUGUUCUGAGUCUAUGUUUGUAUUACUGGAAAAAAAAAAAACCCUCAAAGGAAUUACAAGGUGAAUUGGAUUGCUUACUGUAUUGGCCAUAUUGUAAAUAUCACAACUAUGUGUACUGACAUAGACCAGCUGAUGUCAGCAUAUUUUGUCAGUGGUGUGGGAGAGAACAAAAACCACAAAUCAAGUGUAUUAUGUAACCAGUACAAUAUUUGAUGUAAAUAUGAAAUAUGAAAAAACUCACUGUGCACCUGUAGCUUAUUACACACUUGUCACAGUCUGCUUGAGCUUAGAAUAUGUGUGUAGAAAUGGUUGGUAUACCUUUGAGGAAACUUUUUUAUACAAGUAUAUUUUUCAGUAUUUGGUGUAUUUAUCCACAGGACAACAAUAUGGAGAGAAAUUAAUGUCCUGAAAUCCUUUGGUCUUAUCGGUUUUAAUCGGCAGCCAAACUGUGCCUUAAUUGAAACAACUUUUAAUUCCAACUUCUUUAAAAUAAUUUCCCUUUUACAAUUUUAUAUUAAAUGACUGAAAGCUAUUGACAGAUUUUAAUUUAGAAAGCUCUAACACAAAUUCCAACGAAAAAUUCAUCUCUAUCUUUGGCCAAUCACAGUUAUUUAUUUUAUGCUGUUAUAUUUAUGCAUUAUCCUGUAUUUAUACUGACAUUCCUUUCUCACAGAUUGGGGCUCGUUGAUCUACCAGAAAACUGCCAUUAUUGACCACUGACAUUUCUUCACAAACUAGUUUUCCUAAAAAAUGUGAUGCGAAGUGAAGGAACCACUUUGACAAGCUUUCUUAAAUCACUUUUCCUCAAAGAACCAUAUCAUUCUGAAAUGUCCAUUGUUAGCACUUGUGAAUAGGAAAAUGUAAUAUAUUCAGAUCUUUAAUGUGAAUAAUACAUAUUAAGACACAAUAAAUUUAGAUCAGAGCCAGUCUACACUCAUAGUAGAUAGCCUAAUGUGAGGAUUUUAGACUCAGACACUUACAAGGCUUCAGUAUUGGUGAGGAACUGUCAUAUUUGACACAUGUAAAACAUGUUUUACACAUGUAAGUGGACAUAGUCAUAUUUUGCAAUGAAUUAGACAUAAUGGUUGAUACAGUUUUCAUAUCUGUCCUAUAAACAGCAUACAAAAGAUGAACGUCGUGGCCAUGAUGUCACCCAUUAGCUUGUGGACUUGGUUGUAGAACUUUGAGUUUGAAAUUUGGCCGUCGCCAGGUUGGUCUUUUGAAACCAGGCAUAACAAGUAGGCAGUGGAAUGACUGGAGAACCUAAUGACAGCAACAACCUGUCAAGAUAGCCCAGCCCUGAAACAUGCCCUGCUUCAUCAUCUAUUCUCUUCUAAAUAGGCCUAUAAUGUGUAAAAUCAACACCAUACUGUACUCAAACAAUCUUGGAACCUGCGAUUGAGACCGUAAACUCAUUAGGAAAAUGUUUACUGAAGUUACAGAUCAAGUAAGAAGUAGGGUCAUUUUCUUAUGUAAUUCUUUCAGACUUCAGGAGUCACCCCCCUGCUGGCUGUUAGAAUAAAUGCAGGUUGAAGGUACUUAAACAUUUCAGACCAUGUGACUACUUCCCCUUUUUAUAUACAGUUUGUGAUUUGUGAUAAGGCUACAGCCAGUCGUUGGUUAACUUGCCUGAAAACUGGGAACAGGAGAAACAGCUAGCAUGGUUUUGUUCAAAAACUACAAGCAUUUUUUUUUUUAAACUUAGAUUUCCCUCUUUGUGCCAUGUCAAACACAAGGCCACAGCGAGUUCCAUCUGUUGUUUAUGGUCCUAUGCAAGAUGUAGAGUCUAGUAAGGGCUGGCUCAUCUAUACACAUUAAUCCGAUGCCUACCUGUAUCAUUCAAUGGAAAAUUCUGUAAAAUCCAUUACAAAAAACAAAAGUGCCACAAAUGGCAGCAAAAUGUAUUAGAUAUUGACAGUUUAUCAAAAAAUAAAACAACAAAAAGCUAUUUUAAACCGUUUCACUGCACAGUUUAUGUGUGAGACAUCAAGGUAGCAUCUGGUGUGUAUGUAAAAGGGAACAUUUUAAAUAGAAAUCGCAUGAGUGGAAUAUACAACAAAGGGAGAUUCAUCCACAGUCGACGAUGUUUGCACAUGCUAAAUCCGAUGCCCUGACAAAUGAGGUCAGGGCUGAAGUUCUGCUUCACAACUCAAUCUAUUGCUGGCUGUAGGACCACCUAACCAAACACCUAUGUAGCGAUGGAUUUCUUUAAAUCAUUUAGAUUUUAUGUGAACAUCUGUAACAAAUUUAAAUGACAGAAAAUCCAUGUAGUUUACAGACAUUCCAUUUAAAUUUUUGUAUAUGCUCAUCACUCAUCACAACUGUCAGAGACUGCUAAUUAUUUUUGCUUAGUCUGUCAGAAAACCAUGACCAGUGUUAAACAUGCACCUGAUGUUGAUUUACUAGUUUGAUGUAAGAGUAUUAGUUCUCGUCAUUCGAUUCUUGUGAGAUUUAGUCAACAAAAACCAAAGACAUCUUAGUAUAGUUUUCAUCACUGAUAUUUGUAGUUUCAUUUUUAAUUUUUCUGUUUAGUAUUCUGACACCACACCUCGCACCACCUUUGGCUACAUUUACUAUGUUCAGCCUGCAUAGACUUUGUUACAAGCCAGGCUUGCUGUUUACCCCUGACUCCAGUCUUUGUGCUAAGCUAGCCAUCAGACAGUAUGAUAUGUAUUAGGCAGAUAUGAAAGCAAUGUUGAUCUUUUCAUGAAAUUCUCAGGAAGAAAUUGGGUGAGAAUUAUUUUCCAAAAGUAAUUAGACACUGGCCAAUAGAUCUGUUGCAUUUAUAAUUAUGUCCUCUGUAAACAUGGGUCUCACAUUGUGUUGUUUUGACCAAAUAUUGCUUUUUCCUGUUACUUAUGAAGUGUUGCACUUGUUUAAUGGGUUAGAUGGUCACAUGUAGGCUAUUACUGCCCAUCUUCUUUAUAUGACAAAGCUAAUACUUUAUGUUUUGCCUUGUAAGAAUAUCUUCUGGCCUUUUUUCCGCUUGGAGUAAUUUUGCAAUAACUCUCCCUAAUCCAAAAAAUUAAAAAAAAAGAAAGAAAAUUCACAUCUGACAGAAGCUUCUAUGUUGCUUGGCCACUGACUUGCUUUACUAUUGUAAAAACAUUACUAUGCCUACAUCCCUGUAUACUACAGAAAGAAGAGCAAUAAACUUAUCACAGCAUAAAUCA
Acanthochromis polyacanthus (spiny chromis) is the source of this 7085-nucleotide messenger RNA. It is a transcript of the gene myocd, whose product is annotated as myocardin. Lineage: Eukaryota; Metazoa; Chordata; Actinopteri; Pomacentridae. The record is from RefSeq and is a predicted model, not a curated record. Gene Ontology annotation, biological process: smooth muscle cell differentiation; cardiac muscle cell differentiation. The transcript is spliced from 13 exons. Bases 342 to 3395 code for a protein of 1017 amino acids.